Messenger RNA from Rhodotorula toruloides NP11, 405 nucleotides. RefSeq names its product cytochrome b5 type b (outer mitochondrial membrane). Gene Ontology annotation, molecular function: heme binding. The coding region runs from base 1 to 405 and encodes 134 amino acids. The record is from RefSeq and is a predicted model, not a curated record. Lineage: Eukaryota; Fungi; Basidiomycota; Microbotryomycetes; Sporidiobolales; Sporidiobolaceae. Gene Ontology annotation, cellular component: intracellular membrane-bounded organelle; endoplasmic reticulum membrane. The transcript has 6 exons.
AUGUCGGCACCAAAGGUCUACACCUGGGACGAGCUCAAGUCGGACGAGGCAAAGUCCAAGAGCGGCAUCCUCAUGCUCAUCCACGGCAAGGUCUACGCUAUCAGCAAGUUCCUCGACGAGCACCCUGGAGGCGACGAGGUUCUUUUCGGCGAGGUUGGGCGUGACGCGACCGAGGCGUUCGAGGAUGUCGGUCACUCGGACGAGGCGCGCGAGAUCUUGAAGAAGUACUACGUUGGAGAGGGCCCCGAGGGCACCGCGUCGGCUGCGUCUGGAGCAAAGGCGCCCCGUGAUGCGGCCGGUGGCAAGGCGACCGAGUCGAGCGGCGGAUUCACCUACCUCCUUCCUCUCGCCUUCCUCGCCGCCUACUUCGCCUACAAGUUCUACUCGCAGCAGAACGCCGCCUAA